AUGCCUAUCAUUAUGAAUUCAAACCUCCCUCCUGCUGUGCAACAAUUUUUUGACCUACCAUCAGAUUCUGAUCUUGAUGAGUAUCUCGACAAAGACAUAAGUCUCGACCACUGCACAGACAGUAGUCUCUCUGGCAGUCCUCAUCUACAUGAUUCAGAUCUUGUGCUUCUGGACCGUGAAUACUGGAAUCCAUCUCGGCUAUACCUUGUCCGCCGUCGCAUCUUUGGUCAUUCCGAGGAGGUACCUACUCAAAGCAACAAAGAAAUUGAUUGGGUAGAUGACCUCUUCAGCACACCAAAAAAAGCAUCUGGCAAGGCCCCUCCCAGCACUGGCAGCAUCACCGAACCCGAAUCCAACUGUCCAGACAUCCCUCUUACUAUUACGACUAAGGCCCCUCCCAGCGCCAGCAGUGUCACUGAACCCGAAUCUGACUGUCCAAAUACUCCACUUGCUACUACGACUAUAACUUCAAAGGCCCCUCCCAGCACUGGCAGCAUCACCGAACCCGAAUCAGAUGACCAACCGGUGUCUCAUGUCACAGUAGUGGCUAAACCAGAGUCAGAUGGAAGUAUCACGGAGCCAGAAUCUGACGACAUUUCCAGAGUAUUACCUACCUCUAAGUCCGCAGCUCGUCUUGACCAUCACUGUAUAUUUGCGACUCCAAGUCCACCACCUGCGGGUUCGCUAUACUGGAAAUAUUUCACUAAGGAGGAAGAUGCGAAGAUGUAUGACCGCUCUGGGACAGAUAAGAGUUUUCAUGCUGUGCAACAGAUGAAGAAAGAAUUACAGGCACUUAUGGAUGCAUAG
Molecule: messenger RNA, 807 nt
Organism: Suillus bovinus
Lineage: Eukaryota; Fungi; Basidiomycota; Agaricomycetes; Boletales; Suillaceae
Exons: 3
Coding region: 1-807 (268 amino acids)
Source: RefSeq, a predicted model, not a curated record